Theobroma cacao (cacao) is the source of this 3702-nucleotide messenger RNA. RefSeq names its product putative boron transporter 2. Gene Ontology annotation, molecular function: solute:inorganic anion antiporter activity. Lineage: Eukaryota; Viridiplantae; Streptophyta; Magnoliopsida; Malvales; Malvaceae. Gene Ontology annotation, cellular component: plasma membrane. The record is from RefSeq and is a predicted model, not a curated record. Gene Ontology annotation, biological process: monoatomic ion homeostasis; transmembrane transport; monoatomic anion transport.
UUAUUUAUGCUUAGUCACCACACACUAUCUCGAUUCACGCCAAAAAUCCUCCCUCAUUGCAGAGUUUGUUUGCCAAAAACCUCUUCAACAAUUCUCUGUUUAUUUACUUCCCUCAUUAAUAGCUUUCCUCAACUCCAACCUUUUUCUUGGCUACUUCUGAAAACCUUUCUCUCCCUUCCUUGUCUUCUUACCUCUUACUCCUUAUAUAUAUGUUCUCUGCACUCUUGCUCCUUUAAGCUGUAACUGCAAAACUAUACCUCUCAACUGUUCUCCUUGUUUGCUUCUUUUUGUAAUUGUUUAGUGUUCUUCCUUCAAAAGGGUCUCUUUUUCUAUAAUGUAACUUGAUCAAGUUGUCUUUUUUGCUUCCUUUCUCUGUUUGAUUAAUGUCCAUUUCCUCAAAGCUGGUUUAAAGUUGUUGAUAUGAGUCCAAUCAUGGGUUCUCGUUAAUCUUGUUCCACUGGCAGUUUUUUUUUUUUUUCUGAUCUUAAAGGUUUCUUCGUGGAUUUUGUUAAUGCCCAUUUGCUUCAGUUUGAUUUAGACGAUCCCAAAUGGAGUUUACAGUGAUGGGUUUUCGCUAAUUUUCUGGUACUUGCUUUCGAACUCUUAAAACUUUUAGCUUGACUGAGAUUUCUGCCUGGUUUUUUAGCAUGUAAGAUUAUACCAUGUAAUUUAUCAUAUCUAAUUGUACCUUUUGUUCUUGUUGGUAAACUUUUGGCGGGAUUUAGUUCAUGUCAAGAAAGCUUCUCUUUCUCUUUUUUGAACAAUGAGGUAAAGAAGAAGUGAUUAUGGAUCUAAGUUUAGUUGAAUUUGAUCGUUAGUUAAGAUCUGAAAGAUAUGGAGAGCAUCGUUUCUUUCCGUUAACUAAGAUCUUUCUCAAAUUCACCAUGGCAUUUGCUCGUUAGCAUCCUUGACUUUCUACCCACAAAUUGAAUUUUGGUGCUUUGAUUCGUAUCUAAUUUGAUUCUUUUCAUCCGUCAUAGCAAUAUACUCCCCAAUCAUUCUUUAUAAAUUCUUUGAAAAUGUAAAUUUCUUUUAUUCUAGAUAUUUAGUUGCAGGCCUUACCAAGGGUCGGUUAUACAUAGCAGAAAUGAUAAAUACACAUAUUUUUUUCUUCUUAAUUCCAAACAUGAUCAGCCAAUUCUUGUCCUUCUGUCCAUAAUUUCCCAGCUUAGCUUAGCUUAUGCAAGUUUAGUUACCAUACUGGCCUCUCGAGUGCUUUAAUCUUUGUCAGUGUGUUGUGUCUUGUAUUCUGUCUUCUUUAGUUAUCUGUCAAUCUAAAUAAGAAAAGACUUCGAAAAGAAAAACGUUCUUGUCUGAACAAUAUUGAGCUACCAUGGAAGAAACUUUUGUUCCACUCCGUGGAAUCAAGAAUGACCUGAAAGGAAGGCUUUUAUGCUACAAGCAAGAUUGGACUGGUGGCUUCCGAGCAGGUAUCAGGAUCCUUGCUCCAACAACAUAUAUAUUCUUCGCUUCAGCAAUUCCAGUAAUAUCUUUUGGGGAGCAGCUGGAAAGAAAUACAGAUGGAAGCUUGACCGCAGUACAAACUCUUGCAUCAACAGCACUUUGUGGCAUCAUUCACUCAGUUGUUGGAGGGCAGCCCCUGCUCAUUCUUGGCGUUGCAGAGCCAACAGUGUUGAUGUAUACAUUUAUGUACAACUUUGUGAAGGACCGAAAGGAUUUGGGGCAUAAACUCUUCUUAGCUUGGGCAGGAUGGGUUUGUGUGUGGACAGCACUUUUGCUUUUCUUAUUGGCAAUUCUAGGAGCAUGUUCUAUAAUAAAUCGAUUUACACGUGUUGCUGGUGAAUUAUUUGGUCUACUAAUUGCAAUGCUUUUCAUGCAGCAAGCUAUUCGGGGAGUUGUGGAGGAGUUUGGCAUUCCCGCAAGAGAAAAUCCUGAUCAAACAGCAUUGCGACCUUCUUGGCGAUUUGGCAAUGGAAUGUUUGCACUAGUUCUGUCCUUCGGCCUUCUUCUCACUGCACUAAGGAGCCGUAAAGCAAGAUCCUGGCGCUAUGGAACAGGCUGGGUUCGAGGUUUUAUAGCAGAUUACGGGGUGCCACUUAUGGUGCUUGUGUGGACUGCUGCAUCUUACAUACCUGUUAAUCAUAUUCCAAGAGGGAUUCCAAGGCGUCUUUUCAGUCCAAACCCAUGGUCUCCUGGUGCAUACUCUAAUUGGACAGUGAUCAAGGAAAUGUUGAAUGUGCCCCCUCUUUACAUAGUUGGAGCAUUUAUUCCGGCAACGAUGAUUGCUGUGCUUUACUAUUUUGAUCACAGUGUAGCAUCACAACUCGCUCAACAGAAAGAGUUCAAUCUGAAAAAGCCACCUUCAUACCAUUAUGACCUUCUUCUCUUGGGUUUUCUGGUUAUAUUAUGUGGUCUUAUUGGCAUUCCGCCAUCCAAUGGUGUUAUUCCACAAUCUCCAAUGCACACAAAAAGCUUAGCAACCCUGAAACAUCAGCUUUUGCGUAAUAAGCUUGUGUCAACAGCACGGAAAAGUAUAAGUAAAAAUUCAAACCUGAGUCAAGUUUAUCGGAGCAUGCAAGAGGCAUACAAUGAAAUGCAGACUCCACUUGUCUAUCAACUUCCAUCCACUCUGGGACUGAAAGAACUGAAAGAAUCCACUAUCCAACUGGCCUCAAGUACUGGCUACAUUGAUGCACCUGUUGACGAGGCCAUUUUUGACGUGGAUAAGGAAAUUGAUGAGCUUUUACCUGUUGAAGUCAAAGAACAACGUCUCAGUAACCUGCUUCAGUCAUUGAUGGUUGCUGGUUGCAUUGCUGCUAUGCCUCUUCUUAAGAAGAUACCCACUUCUGUUCUUUGGGGUUAUUUUGCUUUCAUGGCCAUUGAAAGCUUGCCUGGGAAUCAAUUUUGGGAGAGGAUAUUAUUGCUUUUCACUGCUCCAAGUCGAAGAUACAAGGUGUUGGAGGAGUAUCAUGCAACCUUUGUUGAGACUGUGCCUUUCAAAACAAUUGCCACCUUUACCUUUUUCCAGACUGUUUAUUUGCUUGUAUGCUUUGGCAUAACAUGGAUCCCAAUAGCUGGAGUCCUCUUCCCACUUUUGAUCAUGCUUCUUGUGCCAGUGCGGCAAUAUGUGCUCCCCAAGUUUUUCAAAGGUGCACAUCUUCAAGACCUUGAUGCUGCAGAAUAUGAGGAAGCUCCAGCCAUUGCCUACAACAGGACAUUUGAAGACCAGGAACUUCAGGCAAGGACUAAUAAUAUUGAUGGUGCAGAAAUUCUAGAUGAAAUUAUCACAAGAAGCCGUGGAGAAAUCCGCCGUUCACAGAGUCCUAAAAUAUCAAGUGCAACUCCAACUUCACUGGGGGACAUAAAACCUGCUUACAGCCCACGGAUCUCCCAAAGGGCACGUAGUCCACGGAUUAGCCAACUGAGGGGGGAAAUAAGCCCCAGCUUGACUGAAAAGGGAUUAGAAUUCAAGCAAACUCCCAGUCCUGGACCAUCUACACUUGGACAAAGCAGCAAUGCUUCGUUGUCAAGCUAAAAAACCUUCAUUUGUAAUUCUGGUUAGUAGUGAGUUUAUGUCAAUGGCACUCGAGAGGUCUUGUGCUUAGUUCAUGUAAGUGGUGUUAUCUUUUCAGUGUGUUUUCCAGUUCCGUCUAACGAUAGGGUGUUUAAUUGUAUCUCCCAAUAUAAUGGAAUAUGUGUUUAUUUCACUAUCACGUAUGGUAGCUUGAAUUUCUUAUUUGA